CGGGCAACACCGGCAAUGUUGCCAGCUCAGGAGGCAGCCAAAAUCUAUCACACCAAUUACGUGAGGAACUCCAGAGCGAUCGGUGUACUCUGGGCGAUUUUCACCAUUUGUUUUGCUAUAGUGAACGUGGUGUGCUUCAUCCAGCCUUACUGGAUCGGGGAUGGGGUGGACACCCCCCAAGCCGGUUACUUCGGGCUCUUCCAUUACUGCAUCGGCAACGGGCUCUCCCGGGAGUUGACCUGUCGCGGCAGCUUCACCGACUUCUCCACCAUUGCGUCCGGGGCUUUCAAAGCCGCGUCUUUCUUCAUCGCGAUGUCCAUGGCGCUCAUCAUGGGCUGCAUCGCCUGCUUCGUCCUCUUCUUCUUCUGUAACACGGCUACCGUCUACAAAAUCUGCGGCUGGGUGCAACUUACAUCUGCUGCCUGCUUGAUCCUGGGCUGCAUGAUCUUCCCAGAUGGCUGGGAUUCAGAUGAAGUAAAGCGCAUGUGUGGUGAAAAAACAGACAAGUACACACUUGGUGCCUGCUCUGUUCGCUGGGCCUACAUUCUGGCGAUUAUUGGAAUCCUAGAUGCACUCAUCCUUUCGUUUCUGGCAUUUGUCCUAGGCAACAGGCAAGAUGGCUUACUGCCAGAAGACUUCAAAGUGGAUACCAAAGGUAUGAUUUCUCUUCACAGUCAUAUUAAACCACAGAAUUAUGAAAAUCACUUUAUUCAAGUGACCUGA
Messenger RNA from Carcharodon carcharias (great white shark), 723 nucleotides. RefSeq names its product LHFPL tetraspan subfamily member 3 (gene lhfpl3). The coding region runs from base 16 to 723 and encodes 235 amino acids. Gene Ontology annotation, biological process: sensory perception of sound. Gene Ontology annotation, cellular component: plasma membrane. NCBI's taxonomy places the organism in Eukaryota, Metazoa, Chordata, Chondrichthyes, Lamniformes, Lamnidae. The record is from RefSeq and is a predicted model, not a curated record. The transcript is spliced from 2 exons.